This is a messenger RNA of Kwoniella shivajii, 1815 nucleotides long. RefSeq lists its product as uncharacterized. Lineage: Eukaryota; Fungi; Basidiomycota; Tremellomycetes; Tremellales; Cryptococcaceae. The record is from RefSeq and is a predicted model, not a curated record. Bases 1 to 1815 code for a protein of 604 amino acids. The transcript is spliced from 10 exons. Gene Ontology annotation, molecular function: glucosidase activity. Gene Ontology annotation, cellular component: endoplasmic reticulum membrane; plasma membrane. Gene Ontology annotation, biological process: fungal-type cell wall organization; (1->6)-beta-D-glucan biosynthetic process.
AUGUCAUACCAAGCAGUAGCAAUGAACGAAGAACUACCACCGCCUGUUCCACCAAAGAAGGAUGGUCGACCAGGACCAUCACAAGCACGUCCUCCACAGCCUUCAGAUGUGAGACGGCGAUAUGGUCCAUCAGCUGCAAAUGACCCAGUCCCAGGUCCGUCAAAAUUACCUCCCGCCAAACCGAUAGCUGGAGCGGAGCUAGUAGGGGACAAAAGACCUUGGGGAACUGGAGAAGCUGUUGGAUAUGCUGCGUUUGAUGGGAAUCCAGAAGCGGACGAUUGGCUACAUAAUCCUGAUCCAAAGAGAGAUGGCAGACAUCAAAGAGGAUCCCCUUUUACAGCGAGAGGAUGUAUCAAUAUCGGUUGUCUAUCACUCUUGGCAAUAGGGAUAGUAGCGUUAUUUGCUGGAUAUCCAAUAGUGGACUACUAUACUGGAGUGCAAGUGAAACGGAAUGGUGCAUUCAAUCUAGGUGGAAUAAACUCAACUGGUCAAGUUCCUCUGAUAUCGAAUUUCCCAUCGUUGAUAGAUUCAGAUACGCCAGAAGAUGCUUACAGUAGAGUUGGAUUUGAUGGAGAGGAUUACAAUUUGGUUUUCAGUGAUGAAUUCAAUAAAGAUGGGAGGACAUUCUUCCCGGGAGAUGACCCCUUUUGGACUGCUGUAGAUAUUCAUUACUGGCCUACUGGGGAUUACGAAUGGUACGACCCUUCGGCAAUAACUACGAAAGAUGGCGAUUUAGUAAUCACAAUGACACAAGAACCAAUUCAUGAUCUGAACUUCAAAUCCGGAAUGUUACAAUCAUGGAAUCAAUUAUGCUUUCAAUAUUCAUAUUACCUAGAAGUUAGAGUAUCAUUACCUGGAAAUACUCGAAUAGCAGGUUUCUGGCCGGGUAUUUGGACUAUGGGUAAUCUAGGUAGAGCAGGAUUUGGUGCUUCGACGGAAGGAAUGUGGCCUUACACAUACGACUCAUGCGAUGUCGGUACACUCAAGAAUCAAACCAACGCUGAAGGUACCGGACCUGAAGCUGCUCUUACCACUGGACCUGAAGGAGGAGGUAUCUCGUUCUUGCCAGGCCAAAGACUCUCGGCGUGUACCUGUCCGGGAGAAGACCAUCCUGGACCUGCUGAAUCAUACGGUAGGGGUGUACCCGAAAUUGACGUGUUAGAAGGUCAGCUGGACUUGUCAGUCAGAAAAGGUCACCUUUCACAAUCGUUUCAAGUGGCACCAUUUGACGAAAGUUACGCAUGGUUGAACUCAUCCAAAGGGGCAGAGAUUUACGAUAACGAUAUCACUAUAUUCAACUCUUAUACUGGAGGUAUAUACCAGCAAGCGGUUUCCGGGUUAACCCAUGUAGAUAGUAAUGGAUAUCAAGGAGCCGGUGGAGGUUACGGUGUUCAUGCCAUCGAAGUGUACUCUAACCCUAACGACAGAGACUCAGGACGCAUCACUUGGGUAGCUAAUGGAGCCAAAACAUGGACCGUAUUCCCUCCAGCUGUUGGUCCUUCACCAUCUAUGCAGAUUGGACAGCGGAUCAUACCUGAAGAACCCAUGUCAAUGAUUCUUAACUUUGGAAUGUCAGAUGGCUUCCAAGCUGUGGAUUGGGCUCAUCUUGAGUGGCCUGCCAAAAUGCUGGUAGAUUACGUUAGGGUCUAUCAAAGGACAGAUGGUAAAAUAGGAUGUGAUCCUUCAGAUAGACCAACGGCAGAUUACAUCGCCAGACAUCCUAAUGUCUAUAGUGAUGCUAAUUUAACAACAUGGGAUGCUGCUGGAUAUGCUUUCCCUAAGAAUUCUUUAAUCGAUACUUGUAAUCCUGUCUAA